UUUUUUAAAAAGGAAAUAAAAAUUAAAAAAAAAGGAAAUAAAAACAAAAAUAAAAUAAAGACAACUCUUUUCCUGGUAUUGCUUUUGCAGUAGCUGGUGCCUUGGUCUUACCAAUAACUGAUGCCUUGUCUCUUCAACUCACAUGGCAUCUAAUCCUCAGCCAUCAGCUAACAAUCCUCCUCCAAAACCAUGGGAGCAAUCUGGUGGUUCUUCUGGUGCUACACCUUUUAAACCACCAUCAGCUGGCAGCACAAGUGAUGUUGUUGAAGCUUCAGGAACUGCAAGACCUGGAGAAAUUGUUCAAAGUUCAGGUAAUACCACAAAUAACACAAAUGCUGUUGGUAGGCCUCUUCCUGCAAGACCUUGGGAGCAGAGUUAUAGCACAAACAACUAUGGAGGUUAUAAUUCCACUCUGAACUAUAAUUCCGGAUAUGGUUCAGGGACCUAUGGCUCAUCAUAUGGUGGGGUUGGGGGAUCAUAUGGUGGGGUUGGAGGAUCAUACGGUGGGGUUGGAGGAUUAUAUGGUGGAGGGAUGUAUGGAAACAGCAUGUAUCGAGGCGGUUAUGGUGGGCUUUAUGGUUCUGGGAUGAAUGGUGGUGGUGGAAUGUACAAUAGUGGUUUUGGAGGCGCAAUGGGUGGUUAUGGAAUGGGCAUGGGUGGUCCUUAUGGAGUUCAAGACCCUAAUAAUCCAUUUGGUGAACCUCCAUCUCCACCGGGGUUCUGGAUUUCAUUUCUUCGAGUGUUGCAAGGAGUGGUUAACUUUUUUGGCCGCUUAUCAAUUCUCAUAGACCAGAAUACACAGGCUUUUCACAUGUUCAUGACUGCGCUUCUUCAGCUUUUCGAUCGCUCAGGCAUGUUGUAUGGAGAGUUGGCUAGAUUUGUAUUGAGGCUGCUGGGGAUCAGAACAAAGCCCAGAAUGGUCAACCCACAAGGUCCCAAUGGACUUCCUCUUCCAGGACCUGAAGGUACAAAUGCGAACUCUCGCUACAUUGAAGGACCAAAGGCUGCUCCAAGUGGUUCUUGGGACAAUGUUUGGGAGAAUGAUGCUGGCAAAUGAGGAAAUAACAUCUCUUAUGGAGUGAAUCUGAUAUUCUUUAUUGAUAGAAAAGACAUCUCUGGUGUAAUCCUCAGCGACAUGGUUUGCACAUGGAACUUUCAGUGUGGAAUGAAAUGUAAUCUUUGUAACCUUAGCAAAAUCAAAUUGUAUUUGAUCUAAAUUUAAUAGCGAGAACAAUUAUUGGUGUGCUGAAAA
Molecule: messenger RNA, 1252 nt
Organism: Populus trichocarpa (black cottonwood)
Lineage: Eukaryota; Viridiplantae; Streptophyta; Magnoliopsida; Malpighiales; Salicaceae
Product: peroxisomal membrane protein 13
Exons: 5
Coding region: 143-1057 (304 amino acids)
Biological process (GO): protein import into peroxisome matrix, docking
Cellular component (GO): peroxisome; peroxisomal membrane; peroxisomal importomer complex
Source: RefSeq, a predicted model, not a curated record